This is a messenger RNA of Ziziphus jujuba (common jujube), 2062 nucleotides long. Its product is annotated as calcium/calmodulin-regulated receptor-like kinase 1. The transcript has 8 exons. The record is from RefSeq and is a predicted model, not a curated record. Gene Ontology annotation, biological process: protein phosphorylation. Gene Ontology annotation, molecular function: ATP binding; protein kinase activity. Bases 451 to 1746 code for a protein of 431 amino acids. Lineage: Eukaryota; Viridiplantae; Streptophyta; Magnoliopsida; Rosales; Rhamnaceae.
UUAUUAUUAUGGAAACGGCGACUCACGGAAUUUAAAAAGCAAUAAUAACCAGAGUGGCAGUGGUUUUCAUUUUUUCUUUAUUUAUUUUUUUUUUCAAUUUUCUGAGAAGACGUUGUUUUCUGUAAAUUUUCUUUUUUGGGAAGCAGAUUAUUGUAGAUCGUAUCAGGUGCUUGCUGUGAAGAAGCCUCUCUUUUACACAUAUUAUUCGCAUUCCUUCCUCUCGAUCUCUUCCUUGGAAUCCUUACUCGCAAGCACAUUGAAUUUUUUUUUUUUUUUUUUUUCUGUUGCUUCCUCGCAACACUUUGAGCUGUUUUCCUUGCUUCCAGAAAACAACAUGUAACUGUUUUCUCAAACUAUCUGUUAUUGCAUUUACAGACUGGUGGGUUUGUUUUGCAGCUUUGUAUUGAUGGCUUAAACUACUGAAUUGGGGGAAGUAAAAGUUUUAAGGAGAUGAAGGAAGAGUCAAUCGGGUUGAUCAUUGGGAUUUCGAUAGGGGUUGUGAUUGGAAUUGGUUUGGCAAUUUUUGGAUUCUUUUGCUUUAGAUACCAUAGGAAGCGAUCACAGAUAGGAAACAGCAGUUCUCGGAGAGCAGCAACUAUUCCUAUCCGUGCCAAUGGUGCUGACUCUUGUAAUGUAUUGUCCGACUCAACGAUUGGUCCUGAUUCACCUGUAAAAUCAGGAUGGAAUGGCUCAUCCCUGUGGCUUGAGGGGUUUAAGAAGAGUAAUGUAGUUUCAGUGUCUGGAAUACCCGAGUAUUCUUACAAGGAUCUGCAAAAAGCAACCUAUAAUUUUACAACAUUAAUAGGUCAAGGUGCAUUUGGUCCUGUGUACAAAGCUCAAAUGUCAACGGGUGAAACUGUUGCUGUUAAAGUGCUUGCCACUGAUUCUAAGCAAGGAGAGAAAGAAUUUCAGACCGAGGUUAUGUUAUUGGGAAGAUUGCAUCACAGGAACCUUGUGAAUUUGGUUGGGUAUUGUGCAGAAAAGGGGCAGCAUAUGCUUAUAUAUGUCUACAUGAGCCAAGGCAAUUUGGCCUCUCAUUUGUACAGUGAAAAACAUGAGCCAUUGAGCUGGGAUUUGAGGGUUUAUAUAGCUUUAGAUGUAGCAAGGGGUUUGGAGUAUCUCCAUGAUGGGGCAGUUCCUCCUGUAAUACACAGGGAUAUUAAGUCUUCCAAUAUUCUGUUGGAUCAGUCCAUGAGAGCCAGGGUAGCUGAUUUUGGGCUUUCGAGAGAAGAGAUGGUGGACAAACAUGCGGCUGAUGUAAGGGGUACUUAUGGCUAUCUAGAUCCCGAGUAUAUAUCUUCAAGGGCUUUCACAAAGAAGAGUGAUGUAUACAGCUUUGGAGUUUUGCUCUUUGAACUUAUAGCUGGCAGAAAUCCUCAACAAGGACUUAUGGAAUAUGUGGAGCUUGCUGCAAUGAAUACAGAGGGGAAAGUAGGGUGGGAAGAAAUUGUAGAUUCCCGUCUUGAUGGAAAGUUUGAUGUGCAAGAGCUCAAUGACAUGGCAGCACUUGGAUACAAAUGCAUCAAUCGAAUCCCAAGAAAACGGCCUUCCAUGAGGGACACUGUGCAAGUACUCACAAGAAUUCUUAAAUUGAGGCACAACAGGAGGCAUCCACACCACAAGAAGUCCCUUUCAGCAAUUACAGAUGAAGCAACCAUCGACAUGGACCAACCAGAAACCAGGACUCCAAUCGCGGAUCACCGGCGAGAUGAGUCUGUGGACAGCACAGCUGACUGUGAAGUCUAGAUGUUCUUUGGUCUUUUUCGUUUUGUCAUUUUUUUUUUUUUUUUUUUUUGGUUCCACAUGUUCAUUUGUUUUCAUUUCUUGGUUUUUGAGCUUUGCUUUUAUUUUUUUUUUGGGGAUACAUGUGCAGUCUAAGACGACCUAGAGGGCUUGUAGAUUUGUUAGUUAUGGUUUUUGCUUAAGUGACAUAGGGAUUCAGAUCAAGUGGUCCUUGUUAACUUUCUGUAACAUAGUGUUCCAUGUGAUGCUGAAGUGACAGAAACCAGAUUUUGUAUAUGGAUACUUUUCAUACUCAAACGAAGAUCACCUUUUUUUUUUU